AUGACUAAUAUAGAAACUAGAAAAAUCACAUCAGAAAGCAAAAAGCACCAAAGAGACCAAGUACCACGAGAAUUGAUAAAUAAAAUAUCAAAUUUAUCCCAAGAAGUAAAAAGAUUAGAAAAAAGUCCAGAAGUGAACGUUAAAUAUAUAAGGCAAAAAAACCAAGAAAUAAAAGAGUUAGAA
Racocetra persica is the source of this 183-nucleotide messenger RNA. Lineage: Eukaryota; Fungi; Glomeromycota; Glomeromycetes; Diversisporales; Gigasporaceae. The record is from the annotation of a GenBank genome assembly.